Messenger RNA from Anisakis simplex (herring worm), 1410 nucleotides. Lineage: Eukaryota; Metazoa; Nematoda; Chromadorea; Rhabditida; Anisakidae. The record is from the annotation of a GenBank genome assembly.
CGGAGUGAAAAGCAAUGGAAGAGAAGAAAGUGCAAUCACUUGACGAUAUUCAGACGCUGGGUUGGUAUACGGCAUAUAUUUGCGUGUUGGCUGAGAUUAUGUUCCUCACACAAGUUGGCAAUGUCAACUACAUGGUUUAUGCAGGUGCUUCAUAAACCCAGAUUAUAUUCAACUAGAAAAAAUUUACUGAUAAUCUUCGUGUUCCUAUUGGAGAAUCUGCCCAAAAAACAUCGAAUGUGGAUCAACGCUGUGAUUUCGUGGUCACCAAAUUUCGCACUGUUCGCUAUCAUAGCAUAUUUGUCCGGAAAUUGGCGUAUUCUUGCAAGAGCCACUAGUACGAUAACAGUGCCGGCAAUUUUGUUAUCUCUAUUCAUUUACGAAUCCCCGCGUUGGCUCAUUCAGAAACGCCGAAUGAAUGAGGCGAGUGAAGUACUCAAAAAGAUCAUCAUGUUCAAUGGUGAUCGACACAUUUCCAACGAAAACAUUUCAACAGUGAUUUCGAAUGAAAAUGCAUCCAUUGCAGUAUCGGGGAGGAAAGAGAAUUUUUAUGUGUAUCACCUUUUCUGUACGAAACGACUCAUACUCUACACAUUUGUCUUCUCAUUCAGUUACGCUUCAACAAGCAUCAUAAACUACGGUAUAUUUUUCAACAUGGGCAAACUACCGGGUUCUGUAUAUGCGAACAAUAUCUUCAUUGGACUCACAAGUGAUUUGAGGUGGGUUAUCAACGCGUCGGUUGGAUUCGUUGACUAUAAAGUGAAAUGGUUCGGACGAAAAAUGCUUCACACUUUAUCGUUGCUGAGCAUUCUGCUCGCAGUGAUCACAGUGUUCAUGCUCACACAAUUCGAGAAGAGUAAACUUUCAGAGAUGUUCGAGCAAUACGCAACAUUGAUUCGUGUGUCAGUGCUAUCGAUUUCGAUAAUGUCAAGUCACUUGUACAUAGGCAAUAACGUCUCAACCAACGAGCUAUACCCGACCCCAAUCCGAAACGUCGCAUUCUCAUUCAUGCAAGUCGUGAAUCGAAUCGGUGUUGCAAUAGCACCACAACUAUUUGUUUUAGUUUGUAUUUAUCAUUUCAAUAUCGCUGCUUACCGUAUUCUUCAGACAGCUGACUUCUGGACAGCAGCACCGUAUUUUGCGAUGUUUCUGUUGGCUGGAACAGAUCUUUUGUUGUGUCAGUUGUUGAUACCGGAAUCAAAAGGACGGACGCUUGAGGACAGCAUGCCGUCGUCAAAACGAAGGCUGUUUUCUUCGAAGAAUGCUGCGAACAAAGAAGAUAAUUUUAAAUACACUCAGCCAGAGUUCAGACUUUACAGGGAUCGAUUGCAUCAAAGAGGGCGACUGCAUCACCCACUGUUACGAUUCUAUUGCACGCUCCGUGGUUUCACGACUUUCGAGGAACUACCUUGA